Messenger RNA from Caenorhabditis sp. 36 PRJEB53466, 1762 nucleotides. NCBI's taxonomy places the organism in Eukaryota, Metazoa, Nematoda, Chromadorea, Rhabditida, Rhabditidae. The record is from the annotation of a GenBank genome assembly.
AUGCAUUUCGAAAUGUUUUCUUCCAUUUCCUUCUACAUUUCACACUUUUUCCAGUCAACGAUCGCUACGGAGACAUCGGCGGCCGACGAAAACGACUUCAAAAGUCGACUGCACAAGAGGAAAAGAGGAUUUGUGGUAUAUGAAAGUUGACUACCAAUCCGCACGGUAUUUCCCCACUUUCAGUAGUACAGAAAUGCCCCCGAAGAAGCGAUUUCGUUUGUCCGGUCAGAAGAUCCUGGAAAUGUGCGCUCGACGAGGUAACAAAGCAUCAAUUCAUAUUUGCGGAGAAACGGAGAAAUUUUCACAGAGAUACCUCCUGCUGCCAUUGAGCCAACCGCUUCCACAAUCAGCGACGCUUCUUCGCACUUCGGCGACCACUUCUCAUACGACGUGGACCUAACUUUUGACGACUACGAGCCAACUCAGUUUGAUGUGAAAGCGAACAGUGGCAUCUCGGAUCUCGUUGACAACACGUGUCAGGAGGUGCUCGAUGACUUUGAGCCGAGAGAAAGGAGUAAAACACUUGCGCACCGUGUGUCGCACAUUAAGUUUGGCCUAAACAUAGCAAAAGCUCCAGCAGAGUCUUUGCAAGACGUGAAAGUAGGCAGCCAGUGGUACGUACGCUGUACAACGUUUUCAGGAGCAGUGGAAGAACGUGAUGCCCGAUGGAAUUGUCGAUGACCUCAGAAGAAUCGUUGUAAAGACCAAGGGGACUCUCGAGUGCGAAAAGUGGGCGUCAAUGCUCGGAUGCACUGCUUAUCUGAUCAAGCGGGACGAGUGCCGGCAGAAAGAGCACGACGAGAUGGCCGCGAAAUUCCGUCAAAUGCAAGUGCAGUUGAUGAGCAUCCGCGACAAGACGUCCAACGUUCUGACUAUUUCGGAGAUGCCGAAUCCGAUGGCCAAACUCAACCCUUCUCUGUACACAGGGACCGCCGUUCUUCUGAAAUCUCCAGUAGACAGUAAUAAUAAAUAGUAUCCAGGAAUCGCGUACAGUUAAUAAUUGCAGAAUCGACUAUUAACAUUUCCGAAAUGUUCGACAAGGAGGGAACGAGAGCUGCGCGCCUGAAGAAGAUUGUCUCCCAUUGCACAGUUCGUCUGCUCAAGGCGGUAAGUCACAUUUAAAGAUUAGAUGAAGGGGGAAAUACUUAUACAAAGUAAAGUCCUAGUGACUGACGAAAAGUUUUCUUCCCGAAUCAGGUGAAGACGACAAUAACUAAACAACGUUCAGAUUGUACCGCAGCAUCUCAUGGGCACUUUCUCAACCGCCGACAACCCGACCGCACUCGACAAGUAUCCGGAGAGCCACGUCAAAGACUUUUCCGGUGAGUUUCGUUGUACUCCGAAAUAAGUGUGAACAAGCAGAACGCUUCAUAGAUAGGUUCAUUUCUAAUCGUUUUAGUUAGUAUCGGAAAAGAGAAGUCAUAAAAUUCACCAAAAAUGAAGUGAAUUUGUGCGAACUGAUGUAUGAUAAUAAAUUCAUUGCAGAUUACCUGCAGGAAAUCGUGCGCAUUGUACCCGCGGAGGAGGGAAGUGUGAGCCCAGAAGACUUGAAGUUCCUGAUUCCCGAACUAGUGAAGUCUCAAAUGAAAUCACAGUUGUACGGGAAAUUGAGAAAUCAAAGAGAUUAAGUUCAAUUUUCAGCAAAAACGCGCUCAAUUCGGGAAGAAAGGCCAAGAAGAACGCGAAACGGACAGCCCACAACAGCCCGAGCACAAGUUCCGAGCACAGUGAUGCAUCCACUUCGAACCCGCCCGGCAAAUAG